AUGAGGCCACAGAAAUUUCUUUUUCUGGCAUAUGCACUGGCCGCAGCUGCGUUCACCAUCCCGCAGCUUGAGGCACGCAAGUCAAAAAACCCUCAGAAAGCCAAGCCUUGUGCUGGAAAUACUGCCCACAAGAGAACAAAGUGGUGUGACUACGAUAUCAAUACGGACUAUACACAGACUGUACCAAACACAGGUGUUACCCGUGAAUAUUGGCUCUCAAUUGAUGAGAUUACCGUCGCCCCAGAUGGAGUCGAGCGUUUUGCAAUGGCUGUUAAUGGGACAAUUCCUGGGCCUACAAUUCACGCAAACUGGGGCGACAAUGUCGUUGUUCACGUUACGAACCAUCUGGAUGAAUCCAGAAACGGAACCAGUAUCCAUUGGCAUGGAAUUCGUCAGAACUACACCAACCAGAAUGAUGGUGUUGUCUCAAUAACCCAAUGUCCAACGGCACCUGGGUCAAGUAUCACAUACAAAUGGCGUGCUGCCCAGUAUGGAUCAUCUUGGUACCAUUCCCACAUUGGUCUCCAAGCCUGGGAAGGUGUGUUUGGUGGUAUUAUCAUCAACGGCCCUGCAAGUAAGAACUAUGAUGUCGACAAAGGCAUGCUGUUUCUGAAUGAUUGGUCUCACCGAACUGCGGAUGAACUCUAUACCUACGCUCAGGCUGUAGGUCCACCAACUCUCGACACAGGACUCAUCAACGGGACAAACAAGUACAACGAUUCUGGUUCUUAUUUCACUAUGCGCGCUAAUAAAGGAGAAUCCUAUCGCCUUCGAGUUCUGAAUGCGGCUAUUGAUACCCACUGGAAAUUCAUGAUUGAUAAUCACCAACUCACGGUUAUUGCUAUGGACUUUGUACCAAUCAAGCCAUAUACCACUGAGUACAUCAAUAUCGGAAUGGGACAACGUUAUGAUGUUAUCGUCACUGCGAAUCAGCCCAAGGCCAGAAACCACUGGAUUCGGGCAGUUCCUCAAACAGAUUGCUCGGAGAACGAUAAUGUGGAGGGCAUUAAAGGCAUCUUGCACUAUUACGGCAAGGUUGGAACCCCCAACACAUCACCAUGGCUUUUUGAUGAUAUAUGCCUUGACGAGGACAUGAGCAAACUUGUCCCCGUUGUCCCCAAAUCGGUUUCAGCGGCUGGCUGGGAUGCCAUGACCGAUGUUACUGUUGCCAAGAACACAAAAAAUCUCUUCCGUUGGUACCUGAACAGCACGACCAUGCAGGUUGAAUGGGAGGACCCGACUCUGCUACAGAUCCAUGAUGGGACAACAGAGUGGGAGGCUUCGAGCGGUGUCAUUAAGCUCCCAAAUGCCAACGAGUGGGUCUAUCUCCUGAUCAAUACUUCCAUGCCAGUAGCCCAUCCAAUCCAUUUGCAUGGUCAUGAUUUCUUUGUCUUGGCACAAGGUACUGGACCUUGGGAUGGGACUACUGUUACAUCAAACCCGCCACGCAGAGACACUGCCCUUUUGGCAAGUAGUGGCUACUUACUCAUGGCUUGGGAGACAGACAACCCCGGUGCCUGGUUGAUGCAUUGCCACAUUGGGUGGCAUACCUCAGAAGGAUUUGCCCUUCAAUUCAUUGAGCGAUAUGACGAGGCCAAGGAGUUGAUAGAUUACGAUUAUGUGAACGAUAACUGUCAAUCUUGGAUUGAAUAUGAUGGGGAAUUCAGUAUCGAGCAAGAGGACUCGGGUGUUUGA
Molecule: messenger RNA, 1695 nt
Organism: Penicillium waksmanii
Lineage: Eukaryota; Fungi; Ascomycota; Eurotiomycetes; Eurotiales; Aspergillaceae
Exons: 2
Coding region: 1-1695 (564 amino acids)
Molecular function (GO): oxidoreductase activity; copper ion binding
Source: RefSeq, a predicted model, not a curated record